AGUCUGUGGUUAUUAAAUAAUUGUGUUUAUUUGGCAAGCUUUAAAUACCAGUGUUGGCAUGUGAAACUCUUCAGUAGAGAACAGAAGUUUACACAACAGGAACCAAAACUACGGAGUCUGGAACCAUGAGGACGUUCAUUCUGCUUGCCUGCAUACUUCCAGCUGUCUAUUUGAUGCCAGUCCCAUCUGAGCAAUACGGCGGAAGCUCAAGUUAUGAGGGUUUUAGUGCAUUCUACCAGCCAGCAAUUCAAAUCCCACAGCCAAUACCUAUUCCUAUUCCUUAUGACCCAACGCUGGGAACUGGUCUGCUGGGUUUGGGCUAUGGGUAUGGAGGCUAUGCUGGCUUCAAUGGAUACAAUGGAUAUAAUGGAUAUAAUGGAUAUAAUGGAUACGGAGCAGUUCCAUAUGGUCUAAGGGCACCACGGCAAAGGUACCGCACUUAUUGAAUGACAGCACCAUAAGAAAAAAGACAUUUGGCUGAUGAAUAGUACAUGUGCCCUGCAGGGAAAAUAAUGAAAGAUGUCUGCAUAUGUUUGUGUGUUUAUUGGUCCUAAACAUGUUGUGAACAAUGCAUAAGCAAAUAUGAUUGUAUAUGAGAGGCAAAAUAUGGUUAUGAAACAUCAAAAUAUGUUACAAUAAACAUGUAAGAAAAUA
This is a messenger RNA of Lepisosteus oculatus (spotted gar), 654 nucleotides long. RefSeq lists its product as uncharacterized. NCBI's taxonomy places the organism in Eukaryota, Metazoa, Chordata, Actinopteri, Semionotiformes, Lepisosteidae. The record is from RefSeq and is a predicted model, not a curated record.